AUGUCGUAUGAACGUGCACUGUUGAUACUGCAAUACGUCAAUUAUGUUUUUCUUGUCUUUGCGUCCAUCAACACAGUCUACUUUAUUAGUACUGUAGUGAGGGCAAAGACGAUGCACAAAAAUUUCCGCUUCUUCUUGGUGAGUAAAUAUCUACAAGUUACGGUAUAGUUGUUAGUGAAGCUCAAGUUUUCGUCAAGUCUGGGACAAAUUUACAGGGGAAUUACCACAAGUGCGACGCUAUUUAUUAUAGAAAAGUCGCUUUUUCAGAAAGAGAUUAAUGUUUUUUUAGUCGGAAGUUUUUUUGGUAUGAAAAUUUUCGUACCCAUUUCUACCAUAGAGGGUAAUGUUCCCAUAAAAAAUCAAUCUUUUCCGGUAAGGAUACGGCCAAAAAAUGUGGUUUUCUCUCUAACCGCUGUCCGCGUUUAGCGUACUCUCUCGGCCGCAAAUAUCGUUGAAUAUCUCGGAUGCGCUUGAGAAGCCCUAGGCAGUGAAACUUUGUUUUGUGUCCUUAAGUUUCAAAUGUUUUUGCAUUGACUUGACAAUUUUGUAUCGCCUCCGAAAAAUAUUUGUAACAGUCUGUUGAGAAAAUAAUAAGCGCUAUGCCGCUGCGCCAAUCGUGUCGCUGAAGUGAGCCAUUUGAUUUUGCCGCGACACAAUUCAUUUUCUCGACAGCGAUGCGAUUUUUGCUGCAAAAGAGAGCCGAUUAUUUUCCCGACAGACAUCUUUACCUUCAACAAAUUGUCCAGAAAGUUACUUUACUGUGUUACAUAAAAAUUUUCAGUGCUACACCAUGGCAGUGAUCCGUCUGAUCGGGAUCACUCGGAUGUUUCCGGAGCUCCUGCAGAAGAUGGCGCCUCAAUCCGAAUUCCUCGACUAUUUUUGUGCCCUAUUCUCAUUUCUCAACUGUAUUUGCACUGGCCUCGCGGAUUGGACAAUGAUGUCGCUGGUCGUGGAGCGACUAAUUGCAACGCGAAAUCACACAAGUUAUGAGAGGCAGGGGGUUGGGUUCGCAAUCGGCUACAUGAUUUUUGCUUUUGCUUAUUCGGUGGCCUUCGCUGCGGUCGUGUUUUUCUACGAUCAAAGCCCGUGGUUUCAAGGUAAGAGAUGCUUUGUUUUACCGGGUUUUCAGUUUACUUCUACAUAUAUUACUUUUCUUUCGUUUAGCACAAACUGGGGUUUAGAGUGAAAACAUAUUAAAUUAUACUGUAGAGUUUGAUUUGUUAUUAUAUUUUGCACAAAUGGAAAACAACAUUAGGCAGAGGUUUUCUCGUUCCUUGUCCUCAAGAUUUUUGCAAUACCUAAUGCAGUAAAGCACAAAGACCUUACAAAACUUUUCUAUUAUUAUAAUAAUAUAUACAAAUUUGAAGGAGCCAAGAGUCUAUUUUAGGCUCACGCUCAGAUUGCGAUGAAACUUGGCACAAAUGUGGAAUAAUUCUUUCAAAAUAUAUCCUAGCUCGCGCUUUGCAACAACCACCUGGACUUUUUAGUCGAAAGGCGACAAAAAUUUGAGAUUGUUUUUCGAAUUUCGGCACGAAAAUUUGCAUCCCUGUUUCUACCGUAAAGGUUAAUGUUUCCACAAAAAAUGAACUUUUUCCGCACGAAACUAGCGAGGUUACGGCUGAAAAGUGUUUUUCUCUCGGACCGCUCUCCGCGUUUAGUGUACUAACUCGGCCGCAAAUAUCGUUGAAUAUCUCGGCUUUGCCUUCAAAGUGCGAGCUAAAACUUUGAGGAAUUGAUACUUAGUCUAUGCCCGAAGUGUGUGCAAAAUUUAAGGAAAAUCUGAGCUUCGCACUUGGGGUACUUCCGUUGCAAGAUAUCUGCGAGAGUCCUAGCGCGCGUUUCGCUGAAAUCACCGAGAUUUUUAGAUCAAAAGUCGGAAAAAAUGAGACUCUUUUUACCAAAUUUCGGCAUGAUUUUUUCCAUUGUGAUUCUUUGUACAGUAAACUUUUUGUCGUGUGUCAACUGCCUCUUUUCCGGACAACCUGUAGCCAAACCACUUACAGUUUUAGUGACCAACACCUUCACCUGCGUCAAGCAAUACAAAUACAUCGAGAUUCGGCUGUGGUGCUGGUUCUCGAUGGGAACGGUAACGCUGAUCGGUCUCCCGAUCAUGCGACGAAUCUACAAGAUCAACAAGAAGCUCCAGCGACAAAUGAACACGGGGCUGUCCAGCCGCUACCAGCUGCAGGAGAAUGUGAUGGCGCUGAAGGGAUUGGUGCCCGCAAUUACGUGGGGAGUAAUGAUUAUUGGGAACAGCGGAGUAUUCACUUGUUUGUUGCUGUUUUGGGAUUGGUAUGUGAGCCAGCAGAUCACAUCUCGGAUUCUGCUCUUGUUGGAGGUAAGAGAUUAGGGACUGGGGAGGAAUAAUAGUUCGUUAGAAAUUGCUGGUGUGAUCGCUGCGGCAUGCAUUGUGCAGAAAAAGUCAAAAUGCAAGCGACAGCUCAAAAAAGCCUAUUUCACGGUGCAAAAAGCCAAGCAUUGCACAGUGUCAUGUCUUCUCAAGGGCAUGUCGCCAAAAUCGCUCCAGCGACUUUGCGAACGGACUAGUACACGUAAGAACGAAAAUAAAAGAAAAAAGAAAUUUCGUCGGCGGAGCAAAAAAGCAACUUUGAUUUUUUCCUUCUUUCUCUGACAGCUCUCUCUAUCUUUGUGCACGCGCCCUCUUCCUCUCGUCACUCUGCGAAAAUAUUAGGUUGUCCAACAAAUAUAAUGACCCUCUUUGAAAAAUUUACUUUUCGGCAAAAUUUAUCGUAAUAACAGCGAUCUGUAUAAUCAAAAAAGUUAUCAUUUGCUUUAACACGCUUAUUACAAUGUGCCAAAAAACUUUUUAUGUCUGUAGCUUAGAAACCCCGGCUUCUGGAGCCAAUGAAACUUUUGAAGGCCUUUUCAAGGGCGUCUUGAUUGUCGAAUUCCCUACCACUGAUGAAACGUGCUAGAUUCUUGAACAGAUGGUGGUAUGUAUAGGCCAGCUUUGAGAAAUACGCUGGACGAGGGACAGUCUCGUAUCUCUAUUAAAUCGGCUUCUGGAAGGUCAUUUUUUAACGGUGAGGUUCCUGUUGCCGCGAAAAAUUUUUGGACUUCUGCGGCGCAUCGUUGAAGGCAGAUGCUGCCACAAACUGUCUACCUGGAUACAAUAGGGGAUGGUAUUUACAUUUUGGCCAGCUUUCAAGAAGCUAUACUUUACUAUUCCUGCGCUGCACCAUCAAGAAGUAGUCAUCACCUUGUUUUGGGGGAGUCGGGCUUUGACAAGUGCCACGGUGACGCCCUCGGAGAAUUCCAUUAGGCAUAUCUCGUCUGAUUGUCGUAGAAGACCCGCUUUUCAUCAUAGGCCACGAUCUGAUCCAGGAAAAUUGUUUUCCGGCUCGCAAAAAUGGGAAAUGUCGCGCCUCCAUUCUUUGCUUUGAUCCAAUAAUGUGGGAGCAAGUUGCCCAGCAUUUUUUUGAAUUCAAUCAACGUCGAAUAGUUAGCCCCCGAUUAUUUCAACACCCAGACGAUGUCACAGAUGCGUCGGAUGUUGAUUCUAGGAUGGGCGUCAAUCAAUGACCUCAGGCUAAAUUCAUAAAGUCUGGAUGCCGUAUUUUAUCUUUGGGUCCCUCGCCGUCAGAUCGAAAAUUUUUAAAGCACCGUUUCACCAUAUUCCGACACAGAACGCACUAGCCGAACGUGACGUUGAUACUUUACGUAGCUUCUGAAACUUUCGCAUCCUGUUUUUGCUCGUACAAGAUGACAGCGCGAACCGACUUUUUUUCGAUAAUUUUGGAUUAGAGCUAAAUUACUGUAAUUUGGUCCAAAUAUGGCAAGCGAUACAUCAAACGAAAGCCUGAGAUCUCAGCUACAAAAUGGUGUAAUAUUUCGAAAUUCCAUCAUCGAUUACCUUGUUUAGAGACUUUAGACUUUACCCCUCUCGAAGAGGGUCAUUAUUUGUUGGACAACCUAAUAGAACAAAAAAGGAAGAAAGCCCGAUUUCCUUUCGAAAUCAAAGCACAGAAAGAGGCGAAAUCUUUAUUUCGCGGAUCGCUACGCCGUUGACGAAAUCCCCUUUUUAUGUUGACGUGUAGUAGCCAUUUUUCUUUUUCUGGUGGAAGAGACCACACAUUUGUGUGGUCUUCUGAAUGUAAUCAUACAAUAUUUUCCGGCGAUUUUUUUUCGAAUUUCGCUAUUCUUUUGAGAAGUCUCGAAAAAUCGGAAUUUUCUUUACAAAACCGGCAGGCUGGGCUAGAAACUCAAAGCCCUGCAAAGCGUCAAUCAAAAAGUUAAUUUUUCAUGAAUUUGAAUCCCAUAACUGCGCAAGCUUGAAACAUAAAAUUUUUUGUAACCUAAUUUCCAACCUCCCAACCUUAUGAUUCCUUUGCAGAUCAACGUCUUCGUCGUGGACCUAUCGCCAACCGGAUACGAGCUGAUCUUUUUGCAAUCGUUGCCGCCACUUCGUGAAAUCCUGAAACGUGAUUUCAGCUGUUGCUUCAAGGAGCCGACUGAAGCCCAAAUCUUCAAAAACCGCCCGGCCCUAGCGGACGAGGGGUCUGUGUACUUCAAGCAAUUCCAAAGUCAGUGGGGAUAG
Bursaphelenchus xylophilus (pine wood nematode) is the source of this 4558-nucleotide messenger RNA. Lineage: Eukaryota; Metazoa; Nematoda; Chromadorea; Rhabditida; Aphelenchoididae. The record is from the annotation of a GenBank genome assembly.